GGUGGAGGAGGAGGGCUGCCUUGAGGAAGUACAAGAAUGAAGUUGUGGAGCUGAGAGUCCCCUGCGUCGUACCCCGAGAGCCAAGCAGAGCCCCGAGGCAAGCCGCCCGGCCCCUUCGCAGCCCGGUGCAGCCCGGGCCAUGGGGCCGGAGCCGCAGUGAGCACCAUGGAGCUGGCGGCCUGGUGCCGCUGGGGGCUCCUCCUCGCCCUCCUGCCCUCCGGAGCCGCGGGCACCCAAGUGUGUACCGGCACAGACAUGAAGCUGCGGCUCCCAGCCAGUCCCGAGACGCACCUGGAUAUGCUCCGUCACCUCUACCAGGCCUGUCAAGUGGUGCAGGGUAACCUGGAGCUCACCUACCUGCCUGCCAAUGCCAGCCUGUCCUUCCUGCAGGAUAUCCAGGAGGUGCAGGGCUACGUGCUCAUUGCUCACAGCCAAGUGAGACAGGUCCCGCUGCAGAGGCUCCGAAUCGUGCGAGGCACCCAGCUCUUUGAGGACAACUACGCCCUGGCCGUGCUGGACAAUGGAGAGCCGCCCGAGGGGGGCGCCUCUGAGGCAGGGGCUGCCCCAGGAGGGCUGCGGGAGCUGCAGCUUCGAAGCCUCACAGAGAUCCUGAAGGGAGGGGUCUUGAUUCAGCGGAACCCACAGCUCUGCCACCAGGACACGAUUUUGUGGAAGGACAUCUUCCACAAGAACAACCAGCUUGCGCUCAUGCUGAUAGACACCAACCGCUCUCGGGCCUGCCCACCGUGUUCUCCAGCUUGUAAAGACCCCCACUGCUGGGGAGCAAGUUCCGGGGACUGUCAGAGCUUGACGCGAACGGUCUGUGCUGGAGGCUGUGCCCGCUGCAAGGGCCCGAAGCCCACUGACUGCUGCCACGAGCAGUGUGCAGCGGGUUGCACAGGCCCCAAGCACUCGGACUGCCUGGCCUGCCUUCACUUCAACCACAGUGGCAUCUGUGAGCUGCACUGCCCAGCCCUGGUCACCUACAACACGGACACCUUCGAAUCCAUGCCCAACCCCGAGGGCCGAUACACCUUUGGGGCCAGCUGUGUGACCGCCUGUCCAUGUGAGUGCCAGGGAGGCGAGCAGGGGCAGCUGAGAGCAGCCGCUGAGAGCCCAGGCUCAGGAACCAGGAGGCCUGGGCUUGAAACCUGGCUCCCCCAUUUUCUAGUCAUGUGACCUGCCUGCUGUGUCUUCAUGUUCUCAUCUGUAAAAUGGGGGCACCUCAUAAGGUGGUUAUAAUGUUUGAAUGAGUUCUUUUUU
Molecule: messenger RNA, 1263 nt
Organism: Leptonychotes weddellii (Weddell seal)
Lineage: Eukaryota; Metazoa; Chordata; Mammalia; Carnivora; Phocidae
Source: RefSeq, a predicted model, not a curated record